Messenger RNA from Anopheles maculipalpis, 348 nucleotides. Its product is annotated as cuticle protein 19-like. Lineage: Eukaryota; Metazoa; Arthropoda; Insecta; Diptera; Culicidae. The record is from RefSeq and is a predicted model, not a curated record. The coding region runs from base 1 to 348 and encodes 115 amino acids. The transcript is spliced from 3 exons. Gene Ontology annotation, cellular component: extracellular matrix.
AUGUUCAAGAUUCUCGCCCUUAUUGCCUGCUUGGUCAUUGUUGCCUCUGCCCAAUACCACGGUGAACCCGAGCACAAGGAACACUACGCACACCCGAAGUACAAGUUCGAGUAUGGUGUCAAGGAUCCCCAUACCGGUGACCACAAGAGCCAGUGGGAAGUCCGUGAUGGCGAUGUCGUCAAGGGAGCCUACACUCUGCACGAAGCUGAUGGAACCGAGCGUGUGGUCGAGUACAAGUCGGACGGUCACAACGGAUUCGAGGCUGACGUAAAGAAGGUCGGUCAUGCUCAUCAUCCGCACCAUGGAUAUUCCGGUGCCAGCUACGUUAACGUUGACAAACACUACUAA